AUGACUUCAAUUACUGCCCCUCAAAUGGCAUUCCGUGCCCAUCGUGCUGUUUCUUGUGCUCCCAAAUGGACCAGUCUCUCCGGCAUACCCCGGACUCAGCCGGCCCUCCGCCGGUUCUUUGCGGCUUCUACCCAGGAACAGCCGCGUCUGCGUCUGGGAUCAACUGCACCCAACUUCAAGGCGUUGACCACAAAGGGUGAAAUUGAUUUCCACGACUUUAUUGGAAACAACUGGGCCAUCCUCUUUUCCCACCCGGCCGACUUCACCCCCGUCUGCACGACUGAAUUGGGCGCCUUCGCGAAGCUGAAGAAUGAGUUUGAGAAGCGUGGUGUGAAGAUGAUUGGCUUGAGUGCGAAUGAUAUUGGCUCUCACGGCGAAUGGAUCAAGGACAUCAACGAAUGUGCUUCGACUGACCUGCAGUUUCCCAUCAUUGCCGACGCCGAUCGCAAGAUCGCUUUUCUCUAUGACAUGAUUGAUCAGCAGGACCUAGACAACCUUGACGAGAAGGGUAUCGCGUACACUAUCCGCUCUGUCUUCAUCAUUGACCCAAGCAAGAAGAUCCGUCUGACGAUGAUGUAUCCCGCUUCGACUGGCCGCAACUCUGCUGAGGUUCUACGCGUGAUUGACUCUCUGCAGACGGUCGACAAGAAGGGCGUCACCACGCCAAUCGACUGGCAAGUGGGUGAUGACGUGAUCGUUCCCCCUUCUGUCUCAACCCCUGACGCGAAGAAGAAGUUUGGUGAGGUUCGUGAGGUUAAGCCUUACCUGCGGUACACGAAGGUCUAA
Messenger RNA from Penicillium odoratum, 786 nucleotides. Its product is annotated as peroxiredoxin. The transcript is spliced from 3 exons. Gene Ontology annotation, molecular function: thioredoxin peroxidase activity. Gene Ontology annotation, cellular component: cytosol; mitochondrion. NCBI's taxonomy places the organism in Eukaryota, Fungi, Ascomycota, Eurotiomycetes, Eurotiales, Aspergillaceae. Gene Ontology annotation, biological process: cellular response to oxidative stress; cell redox homeostasis; cellular oxidant detoxification. Bases 1 to 786 code for a protein of 261 amino acids. The record is from RefSeq and is a predicted model, not a curated record.